AAUAUAGUCUCUCGGACUCGGUUUUCACAGAAAGUAGAGGAAGAGGAAGAAGAUCAUGAUGCGAUACAAAGAGGAAAAAGAGGCAAAGAAGGAAGCAUUUCGGAAGUACUUGGAGUCUAGUGGAGUUGUUGAUGCUGUCACCAAAGUUCUGGUUGCAUUGUAUGAACAGGAUGACAAGCCCUCAUCUGCUCUUGAGUUCAUUCAACAAAAACUAGGUGGACCAAGUCUAUCCGAGUAUGAAAAGCUACAAGUGGAAAUGUCAGAUUUGCAAAUCAAGUAUAGUGAGCUUUUGUCAGCACAUCAAGGAACUUGCAAAGAGUUGGAGGAAAUAAUGAACAUGCAUGCCAUGACAUCUACUACAAAAAAGGAUACUGAUGAUGAAGCACAACCAAAGGAUGGACAUUAAACUUGAAGUUCAAGAUAAGAAAACAUUUCCACUGGUCUUCUUUGUGAACCUUAAAUCCUCCAAAUGAUUCAGUACAACUUGUAUCCUACUUUUGUAGUUGAUUGAUGCCCUUGGAAUUUCUUUUUGAUUUUUUUUUCACGAUUAGUUAUUGGUUUUUUACAUGUCUUCCAAGGUGUUUAGUGUUAGUAAAUUGAUAGAUAAGAGGUAUGUUGUGAGUGUUAAAGUGUU
Molecule: messenger RNA, 634 nt
Organism: Tripterygium wilfordii
Lineage: Eukaryota; Viridiplantae; Streptophyta; Magnoliopsida; Celastrales; Celastraceae
Product: c-Myc-binding protein homolog
Exons: 5
Coding region: 56-406 (116 amino acids)
Biological process (GO): regulation of DNA-templated transcription
Cellular component (GO): nucleus
Molecular function (GO): transcription coactivator activity
Source: RefSeq, a predicted model, not a curated record